CAUGCAAUCCUCCCCAAAUUUCAGCCCACUUGAAGGAACAGCACAUCAACUAUCAACAAUCGACAUCAAUCAGGAUUACUCGAAAAUCAUUUGAGAUAUUACUUUAACGCAGUUCUCGAUGUUGGGCGAUCCCAGCAACAAAGGAAUUUCGCCUUUUCGUCAUGACCAGUCUUAAGCGGAAAGCUAGUCAAGAGUUAACUCACAAUUCGAUAGAAGUUAUUGAGCCGAUUCACGGGGACGAGAUGUUCGAGACUAUAUUGGGCUGGUUGCGGGGCGCUUUGGAAUGGUUUCGCAGAAGGGUCGAUCCAUUAUAUACAGACAUGAGCUACAGCAACAUUGAUGUCGUUGCAGACGAACAUAUCCAGAGGGCAGAAGCGAGAGAAGAUGGGUCAACUGCGGUCAAGCGGCAGAGAAAUAAAUCGAGGAGCAAGACGAAUCGAAGAACAUCAUCACAUCAACGAAGGACAAAAUCAAUAAAUAUGGACCAAACAAAGAGCUUAUCGGAAGAAGAGCUGAGGGCAGAGGCUGACGCGCAAUGGAUCCCCCCCGCUUUCGGUGCUCCUACGAAAUCCGUAGAACGAGAGGUUAUAGUAAUAUCGGAUGAUGAGGGGGAAAGUGAAGAGGAAAGACCAAAGUCGAUAGCGGAUGCGCUGCAGUCACAGCAACCACCCAAGGCUCCCACCACACGCCUCCAGCCGAUGAGAAACCUGAGACGCACAUCCACGGCUACAGCUACGGCCACGGCCACUGUUGAGAGUUCUUUACAUGACCGUUUGGCCAUUUUAUUAACGUUAGGUGAUGAAGACGAUAAAUCUGGACGGCCGCCAUUACCUAUCUCGACACGAGCUCAAGAAAAGAUCAAGAGGGAUUUGGAAGCGCGACAGCUCAAGGAAAAGCAAGAAAAGAUUCGAAUCGCAAAGGAACGCAGACUGACACGGCGAGAUCCAUCGAACCGGUUAGUCCAUGCGUUGGACGACAAAUGGGAGGACAAUGUUUGUGAGGCUCUUGAUCGUGCUCGGAAAAAUGGGAAUUUGCCAAUCACCCAAUCGCAGGGUGGCACUCCAUUACAUUACAAAGACUUUGGAACUUUACUGGGCAGAAAUUCAUGGCUCAACGAUGAGAUUAUCAACACUUAUAUCGAAUGGGUGGUGGAAGCUGCAAACGAAUUCGCUAAAGAAGAGGCAAAGGCUUUCGGGGAACCUGUAGGGAAAGUGCCAAAAUUCAUCGCACACAAUAGCUUCUUUUACGAGAACUUGGAUAAGAAAGGUCCAAGCAGUACACAACGUCUGAUGGGUAGGAAGAAAGCUCCCGGAGUCUUGCUGCUUGAGGUUGACACGGUGUUCGUUCCUAUCUGCAGAGGUAGUCAUUGGACUGUUGGCGUUGUACGACCGAUGGCUAGGACUAUUGAGUAUUUUGAUAGUUUGCAAGGUUCUUCAAAAACGUUCAUCAAACUGAUGCGAGGUUGGUUGAAAUUUCAACUCGGUGCGGAUUACAAAGAAGAUGAAUGGAAGACCCCGAACACUGGAUGUACUCGACAAAUGAACGGUUAUGAUUGUGGAGUAUUCGUCUGUACAAAUGCUCUUUGCGUUGCUCUGGGCGUCAAUACCGACUGUUAUAAUGGGACGGAUAUGACGACCAUGAGAAGGAACAUCGCUGCGCUCUUAAUUAAUAAAGGCUUUCAAGGAGAUUUCGCUUGGGGCCGGGGAGUUUUUUAAAUGUGUUUUGUGUUUUUGGGACAGGCGUUUUUGAGCAAGGACAAAGGAACGAUACCCAUGAUGUGUUGUAUAAAAAAUGGCAGGUUGCCGGAAGGGUUUUAAAGAUGCA
Molecule: messenger RNA, 1824 nt
Organism: Botrytis cinerea B05.10
Lineage: Eukaryota; Fungi; Ascomycota; Leotiomycetes; Helotiales; Sclerotiniaceae
Gene: Bculp1
Product: Bculp1
Exons: 3
Coding region: 162-1715 (517 amino acids)
Biological process (GO): protein desumoylation
Cellular component (GO): nucleus
Molecular function (GO): deSUMOylase activity
Source: RefSeq, a predicted model, not a curated record